Messenger RNA from Chenopodium quinoa (quinoa), 1160 nucleotides. RefSeq names its product calcium-binding protein CML24-like. NCBI's taxonomy places the organism in Eukaryota, Viridiplantae, Streptophyta, Magnoliopsida, Caryophyllales, Amaranthaceae. The coding region runs from base 158 to 844 and encodes 228 amino acids. The record is from RefSeq and is a predicted model, not a curated record. Gene Ontology annotation, molecular function: calcium ion binding. The transcript has a single exon.
GCAUCUUAUCAUAUUAUUACCACUUUUAUCUUAUUUGCUUUAAUUAAUGUGUAUAGUAUAUAUAAGUUGUCAUCUCCUAUUAAAACUCCCAACUUUCCUCAAACACCCCAAAAUAAAAAUAUCUUCUUACUAAACCCUCCUUAAUUUUUGUAUAAUCAUGCUGAAAUCUAUCAAAAGUUCCUUGAUUUCGACACGAAAAUCGAUGAAAGCCCUUGUUUAUCAACACAAAAUCCUCAAGAAGUUUGUGAAAGUAUGCAAAAGUAAGUCCAAGAACAGGGGAUUUAAUGGGUUUGAUGGCAUGAAAACAUCAUUUGCAAGCAUGGAAAUGAGUAGACAAUUAGAGUUAGUGUUCAAAUUUAUUGAUGCAAAUGGUGAUGGUAAGAUAUCUCCUCAUGGAUUAAGUGAAUUUCUCUUGUGUUUUGGGCAUGAUAAGUCUGAAGUAGCUGAUGAAGUUGCUACCAUGUUAAAACAUUUGGAUGCUAAUGGUGAUGGUUAUGUUGAUUUGAAUGAGUACAUGAAUGUUUUCAUGAUGGGUGAUCAUCACGAUCACGAUCAUGAUGUUGUUAAUGGUGAAGAUGAUGUGUCUGUCGACGAAGAUCAUGAUGAUGGUGGUGGUGGUGGUGGGUUUGAAGAAGAUGAUUUAAUGGAUGCAUUUCUUGUAUUUGAUUGUGAUAAGAAUGGUUUAAUUUCAGCUAAGGAGUUGCAUCAUGUAUUAAAGAGGUUAGGUUUUGCUAAUUGUUGUAUUAAGGAAUGUAAUCUUAUGAUUAAAGGGGUUGAUAAAGAUGGAGAUGGGUUUGUUAAUUUUGAUGAAUUUAGGCUUAUGAUGAUGGGCUAUGCACGGUAAUUAUUGAUGUUGAUGAGAUAAUUGAUGAUCAAACCAAAAGAGGAUGACUUCUUUUUGUGUUUGUUAUUGUGAUGAAGGAAGAAGCUAACUUUUAGAUGCUUAUGUUUUUUCAUAUGGUUAGUUUAUGUAAUUUUUUUGAUCUUGGUGUUUUCAUUCUUUUUGUAUAGAAAUUUGAUAAUGUAGGUAUGAAACUAUGCAGUAUAUCAUGUAUAUGACUGCAUAUGUAUUUCAUUCAGUGUUGUAGAUAGUCAAAGUGGUUUGCUACUGUGAAAAAUAACAAAUAUCUAUGAAUUUUUCUUGUAAAAUGUCAUUAGAC